Talaromyces stipitatus ATCC 10500 is the source of this 1284-nucleotide messenger RNA. Its product is annotated as extracellular triacylglycerol lipase, putative. Gene Ontology annotation, biological process: lipid metabolic process. The transcript is spliced from 2 exons. The record is from RefSeq and is a predicted model, not a curated record. Lineage: Eukaryota; Fungi; Ascomycota; Eurotiomycetes; Eurotiales; Trichocomaceae. The coding region runs from base 1 to 1284 and encodes 427 amino acids.
AUGACGCAGUUUAUUUAUUUGUUGCUCAGAUGUUACGCAGUCGUGGUAAUCGCCACUACUCUGUUAGCUGAUGCCGCAGCAGUACAGAGCGAUGCACAACAUGCCCUGCAGCAACAGCGAAAUAAACAUAACAUCACGGAUAGGAUUGUAUCUGCAGCCCUCUUUGCCGAACUUGAGGAAUCGGCACGUCUUGCAGAUAUUGCCUAUUGUAUUGGCACGACUGGGAUCCAUAACCCGUUCGGGUGUCUGAGUCAUUGCGAUGAGUUUAAAGGCUUUGAGCUGAUUACGACUUGGAAUACGGGGCCGUUACUCUCAGACUCGUGCGGGUAUAUCGCUUUAUCGCACCCACCCUCCACGAAACGUAUAAUAGUUGCAUUUCGCGGGACGUACUCGCUGACGAAUACUAUCAUCGACUUGUCGGCCGUUCCGCAGGAGUAUGUUCCUUACCCAGCGGAUGGCGACAACGAUAACAAUCACGGAAUGGCCUCCCUCACCGAAACAAGAAAGUGCAAGAACUGCACCGUUCAUGCCGGAUUCUGGACAUCAUGGAAGAAUUCUCGCGACACAGUGCUCUCUGCGGUCACCCAGGCUCGUCUAAAAUACCCGGAUUACGAAGUAAGGCUUAUCGGACAUUCCCUUGGCGGCGCUGUAGCGGCUCUAGCAGGUCUAGAAAUGGACUCGCGAGGACUAGAUCCUCAAGUCACCACAUUCGGAGAGCCCAGAGUGGGAAAUGACAAGAUGGCAGACUUUACCAAUGAGAUGUUUGGCCUUUCGUCGUCUUCCUUCUCCCAAGCAGAAGACGGAGAUGAGGAUGAUAUAUAUAUGCGGUACCGACGCGUAACGCAUAUGAAUGAUCCAGUUCCGCUCUUACCUCUGACAGAAUGGGGUUAUACACCGCACGCCGGUGAAAUUUACAUCUCCAAACUUGAUCUCCCCCCUUCGCGCGAGGAUGUAGAGCACUGCAUUGGGAAUGCUGACAACCGCUGCAUAUCAAGUAGCGAAGCAGAAAAAGAAGAGAAUGUAAUACUAGCUUCUAUCACGCAAGAACAGCAGGUACUCUCAUCAUCGCCUGCUAGCCAAAGGCCUUCCGAUUCAAUAUUACCGUCAUCAGGUCAUGACCAACCACUACCCGAGGAAGGAAAAGAGGAGGAAAUGAAAGCACAAUGGUCCCUAGUACCAACACGCUAUCGAAUCUGGGAACUCUUCUUCGCGCAUCGCGAUUACUUUUGGAGAAUAGGUCUCUGUGUUCCUGGUGGAGAUCCGACCUCAUGGAGAUGGUUGUAA